Molecule: messenger RNA, 1427 nt
Organism: Helianthus annuus (common sunflower)
Lineage: Eukaryota; Viridiplantae; Streptophyta; Magnoliopsida; Asterales; Asteraceae
Product: transcription factor RAX2
Exons: 3
Coding region: 205-1161 (318 amino acids)
Source: RefSeq, a predicted model, not a curated record
UUUAUGACAUUACGUUUGAGAGUUAUAAAUAUCUAAAUAAUUAUUUGAAUCUUGUUCAUUUAUGAAUUAAGUAAUUGUCCCUUUACUUGUGUUGCUCUCUCUCCCUCUCUUUGAAUAGAACAAAACACUUGAAUUCUUGACUAUCAUCCCUAUUCUUCAUUUCAAAUUACAUACACAAAAAAAGUUGAUUUUAGAGAGAGAGAGAUGGGAAGAGCUCCAUGUUGUGACAAGGCAAAUGUGAAAAAAGGGCCAUGGUCACCUGAAGAAGAUGAAAAGCUAAAAGACUACAUACAAAUUUAUGGUACUGGUGGCAAUUGGAUCACUCUACCACAAAAAGCAGGUCUCCGUAGAUGCGGAAAGAGUUGUAGGUUGAGAUGGCUGAACUAUCUGAGACCAAAUAUUAAACAUGGUGAAUUUUCUGAUGAUGAAGAUAAAGUUAUAUGUACUCUUUUUGCCAGCAUUGGUAGCAGGUGGUCAAUAAUGGCAGCACAAUUACCAGGAAGAACUGAUAAUGAUAUUAAGAACUACUGGAACACAAAGCUGAAGAAGAAGAUGAUGCCCAGUUUAAUCUCCAUGCCUGAAACUGGAAAACCUCUUCAUCAUCUUCAAUCUCCCAAUUCUUUAACAAGUUACAGCUACCCAUCACUGCCAGUUUUUCAUAAUGGGAAUAUUAAUAUUAGUGGUCCAUUGUCAUCAUCACCUGCAUCACCACCUUCAUCGUAUAUGUAUAGUACUUCAAAUACUUCUAAGUAUUAUGAUCAAACCCUAUCUAUCCCAUCAAGUCCUACAACAACAACAACAACUGCUUCUGCUGCUGCUGCUGCUUCUGAUCAUCAUCAUCAUCAUCAUACUCAUCAUUAUCCAGUUCUACAAUCACAAGGAGAAAAAGACAGUUCUACCCUUGUCAUAUGUGGAGGUGAUCAAGCUAGUUCAAGUACUAACUCUGAUGGGGGCUUUCAUGUAGGUGUGUAUGAUUAUAACAAGGGGUUUGGUAAGAAUUAUGAGAAGAUAAAAGGGUCUUAUGGGGAUUCUUCAUUGGACUGCAGUCUUGAAGAGUUUAAGCAGCUCAUUAGCACCAAUCUUUGCUCCAGUAACAUUGACAACAAUCUUAACUUUUUUGUUGAUGACAUCAAGGAAGUAGAAAAGGUUAUGUACUAUUAGUUAUUGAGUCAACCAUGUAUGGAUGCUCAACAUGGCCAUCAUCAUCAUCAUCUUCAUCAACAUCAUCUCUAGCAUUAGGGAAGAUUGGGUUUGUGAAAAUUUUUCUUUAAUAUAUUAAUCUUAGAGAGUAUAAAUGCUAAAAAAUUGUCCCCCCCCCCUUUCAUCUGUCCUUUUUGGAAAUUAUUAAUUUUAGCAUUUUAAGCUAUCAAGACUAUAUAUAAAGCCUAUUAUUCCAUAGGUAUUAAUGUAAAAUUUUACUUUGAUUA